AUGGAAGGUCUACACGCAUCAUCCAGCAACAACGUCUGUAUGGUCCAAACAUCGGAAUACACGUUCUCUGAGCGCGCUACAUCCGCCGAUGAGCAGUUCGAGGUUGCUUACAGGCAGCUGUGGCUGUACGCCAUGCGGCAUUACCCGCAGAUGCCCCGUGAUCCGAAACGCAAAGAGCGGCUAGCCCGACCAGGGAGUGCCACCGCGAACGAGCGUGUUGUAUCUGGCAUGGGCCACCUAGCCCAUCGGUUGGGCUUCAAUUCAAGCGAGAUCCAGGAGCUAAUAGCACAGGCUCCUGACCGGCUGAUCGCGAGAAAUGCUCUGCUUCAGGCUCGUGAUCCAGAAACCUUUGACGUUGACGACGCGACCAUCGAUUCGAUUGUCGGUCAUAUUAUCACUUGUUUUGACAUGAUCCGCCCGAAAGGCGUUGUUACUGUACCCCCAACGCGGGUCAGCCGCUCGGUGCCGCGCAAAUUUCGUAGUGGACACCCCACGCUGAAGGCCCUCGUGCAAGAUCGUGCACUUCUCUUCCUAGACCAUAUACAUGAUGCCGCGGUCCCGGACCUAGUUACCACAGCCUUCGUUCGACGCUGUGUCUAUUUGGCGUUUUUCGGUGCCCGCCCCGCGGUUGGCCAAGCUUCUAAUUCCGUUUAUUGUCCUACGCCACUUUUGUUUGUGCCAGAGAGCCGGCCUAGUCAGAUCCACCAUGACCAGGAUCCAUUGCAGCAUAUGUGUAAUAGUAUCACUGGCUUUGGGCAACCCAUAGAGGCGUGGAAUCAUAUCUCACCUUCAAUAGAGGUCGAUCACAAUAGACCGAAAAACCAUACUACUGCAGGGCCGGUAGCUGAACGAAGACCAUCACAAACAGAUACAGAAUAUACUCGGGAAGAAGCCGAAUUCCAAGAGAGCACAUCACAUGCCGUGCAGGGCUUUCAUCACCAAAUGACAACUAACAAUAUGACUCGACAACAUCAACAAGCGAGCAGCACGAUGGCAAUGUAUGCUACCGAAUUGAGAAAGUUACCAAAGGGGUGUACCGAAGGGGCAAUUAAUACCAAUGGAGAGCCAUGUCCACAAAAGGGCGGUGACUUACAUUGCGAGCCUAUGGAGGAGAUCUCGAAUGAUGAUGUAGCAGCAGGGGCUAUCAAUAAUACACAUCAACUAGACAACGAACAAAGAGCCCAGACUCAUAGAAAGAAUAUAUCGAGAAACUCAUAUACAGGCAAGAUCAAUAUCGUGCUGUAUAUAUACGAUGAGAACUAUCACUGGAACAUCGCUACAAUCGUCCGGGUCAACCCGGCAGAGCCCAGCAGUACCUCAGAAUUUAAGCGGACUGUGCAGAGGUACAAACAGCGGGGUAUCAUACUAUGUGAUAUGAAGAUGAGAUCAGUCAGCAUAUCAUCCAGUUUAUCGGCAGCAAUGGCGGACGGGCAGAAUUUGCUACUCUUAUUUCCGCCUGGGACACGACGACUCUGUCAAUCCCCAGCUAUCCCUAGGGGGGUAUCCGGUAUUAACUAG
Molecule: messenger RNA, 1518 nt
Organism: Aspergillus pseudonomiae
Lineage: Eukaryota; Fungi; Ascomycota; Eurotiomycetes; Eurotiales; Aspergillaceae
Exons: 1
Coding region: 1-1518 (505 amino acids)
Source: RefSeq, a predicted model, not a curated record